Messenger RNA from Peniophora sp. CBMAI 1063, 963 nucleotides. The record is from the annotation of a GenBank genome assembly. NCBI's taxonomy places the organism in Eukaryota, Fungi, Basidiomycota, Agaricomycetes, Russulales, Peniophoraceae.
AUGUCGUCGUUCAGUGAAGCAACUGCUCUAAAGCUCAAAGACCAAAAGCAAGACGGCUCGCGCGUUUAUGAGGGUUUGGCGGACCAGGACUGGUGCAUCGGCGCUGUUCCACACGGCGGAUACGUGCUCGCCCUUUUGGUUGGCGCCUUGACUCUGGAUCAAGCGCAAGCUGCGCUACCGGACAUUCUCCAUAUCACGACACAUUAUCUGAGGCCCACGGCCAUCGGGCCUUUCGAGGUGCAUAUCAAGACCAUACGCACAGGAAAGACGACCUGUAAUUUAUCGGCCGAGCUGCGACAGAAGGAUGUGGUCAAGGUCACUUCACAUGCCGUUUUCGGCACAAUGGAUCCUGCCUCAAACCCAGGCGGUCCGAACCUCAUGUUGGAGCCGCCCUCGCCGCUAGCGCGAAUCACCCCCUUCAGAACGCCGCCGGCCUCGACCGAACUCAUAUCGCAAUCUACCCUCCGCACCAAGUUUAGCGACCGUCUCAACUACUCGCGUGACCAGACUGUACGCGACCACUAUCAACAAACUCAAGCACGCGAUGGUGCAGGCGGUCUUGAGAUGGGAGCGUACUGGUCCUUCAUAGACAAGGCGGAGCCCAUGAACCCGGCCGUACUGUCGCUCUUCGCGGACCUCUUCCCCAACGCAUUGCCCCACAUGUUGGCAGAUUUGCCUCCGAGUUGGCACCCGACCAUAACGAUGUCUGUCGAAUUCAAGUUCCCUAUACCACGGGGGACUGAUCUACGGACCCUAGGCGCAUUCUCGUCUAUGCGCUUCGUCAACGACCCUCACGGCCGUCACGACGUAUACGUGGAGAUAUGGACUGCUCCUGGAGAGAUUGCCAGUGGCAAGCCACCCACGAACGGAUGGCGGCAAGAACAACGUUGCCUAGCUGUGGCGCAUCAGAUGGCAAUGCUCAUGCCAUACGAGGUUAACCUCCGCAACACAUCGAGAUUGUAG